Molecule: messenger RNA, 1179 nt
Organism: Leptosia nina
Lineage: Eukaryota; Metazoa; Arthropoda; Insecta; Lepidoptera; Pieridae
Source: the annotation of a GenBank genome assembly
AUGGAUUCAUGUCUGGGCGUAGAACAAGAUUUAGACAAAGCAACAAAUAAGUUUACAGCAAUUCAUGACCAUACUAACAAAGUACUCCAAGAUUUAAUAACACAGGUAGAAAAGUUAAAACAGGAAAUAUCUCAGCAGCCAGAAAAUGAACAACUAUCCCAAGAAUACACACUACUUGUCAGUGAACUAGCAGCUACAUUGAAGCAGACUGUUUUUCAAAUGUCUACGGAACACAGAGAGCUCCAUGCUACUGUGUCCCGAGUUGGCAAAUCAAUUGAUAGACAUUUUAUUGCUGACUAUGGUGCAGUUGCACCAAAAGCUGAAUUAUUUUGCAAUGAAGCAAAUAGGCCUAUCAUGGAACAAGCUAUGGCUCAGCAUUUGUAUAGACAGGGUUUGGAGGAUGUCGGCGAUGUUUUCGUAGCGGAAGCUAAUAUUCCACCCGUGGAGCGUACAUGUACUUUUGCGCAGCUACAGAGAUGUGCAGCUGCCUUGGCAGACGGUGACCCAUCUCUUGCCCUCAAUUGGGUUGAAAAGCGAACCCAAGAACUGGCACAUUCACCACUACCCUUUACUCUACAUAGGAUGCAAGCACUUAAGUUGGCACGAGAGCAAGGAGUUGUUGCUGCAAUACAGUACGCCCGUAAAGAGUUCCCUGCUUACGCGUCGCGCCACGAGCGUCAACUGCAAGCCGCCGUUUGUGCUCUAGCGUGGUGUACACCAGGCGCACCUGCAGCGCCCUCUCACUAUGCUCAUUUGCUGGACCCCAAAGCACUUGGUGUCGAAGCUGCAGAGUUGUUUAUCCGAGAAUCUUGUGCUGUCCUGAGGUUGGCAGCUCUGUCACCCCUAGCUGGUGCUGUAGUGGCUGGAGCUCGCGUGUUACCAGCUCUACAUGAUAUUCGAGCCAAAAUGAGCCACCCCCACGUAAUAGCUGCUUGGGCUGACGACGAGUUACCACUUGAGGUAGAACUAGGUGAAGAUGGAGGCGGAUAUCAUUCAGUGUUCGCGUGUCCCAUUCUAAGGCAACAGGCGUCAGAACUCAACCCACCAAUGAGACUGCUCUGUGGCCACGUUAUUUCGCGGGACGCCCUCAAUAAACUUGCUAUAGGUGUAAAAUUGAAAUGCCCCUACUGUCCAAUGGAACAGUCCCCGGCAGAGGCGCGGCAGAUAUACUUCUCUUAA